This is a messenger RNA of Pseudophryne corroboree (corroboree frog), 936 nucleotides long. Its product is annotated as olfactory receptor 1-like. Lineage: Eukaryota; Metazoa; Chordata; Amphibia; Anura; Myobatrachidae. Gene Ontology annotation, cellular component: membrane. Gene Ontology annotation, molecular function: olfactory receptor activity; odorant binding; G protein-coupled receptor activity. Bases 1 to 936 code for a protein of 311 amino acids. The record is from RefSeq and is a predicted model, not a curated record. Gene Ontology annotation, biological process: G protein-coupled receptor signaling pathway. The transcript has a single exon.
AUGGAGAACCAGGCUUAUAUGAAUGGAUUCCUCUUCUUACCAUUUUUCGCAAAAUCGAAUUAUAUAUUGUAUACUAUAUGUGUAUUUUUCUUCUUAUAUAUAUUUGGAGUACUUAUUAAUGCUAUUAUAAUAUCAGUGAUAUACAUAGAUUACCAUUUGCACACCCCCAUGUAUGUAUUUAUCUGUAACCUGGCCUUUGUAGAUAUCUGUUAUACAACCAUUACUGUCCCUAAUCUGCUGUACAUGUUACUAUCUGGAGAUAAUACAGUGUCCUUCAUACAAUGCUUCACUCAAAUGUACUUUCAUGUUUUGGCUGAUUCAUCAGAGAUUUAUCUAAUAUUCAUUAUGGCAUAUGACCGAUAUGUUGCUAUAUGUGAUCCUUUACACUAUCACACUAUUUUUAAUAGGAAACACUGUCUUGUAUUGACAUCUGGCACUUGGAUAUCAGGAAGCUUAAAUUCACUUGUGCUUACAAUCCCAGCAUCACACAUGUCCUUCUGUCAUUCCCGCACUAUACACCAGUUUUUCUGUGAUCCUAAAGCUUUGAUAAACAUCUCCUGUGCUGGCAGUGAAGAUGUUUAUAUAGCAAUCUAUUUGCUUGUAUUAAUAUAUGGAGUUUUACCAAUCAUGUUCUGUGUGACAUCUUAUAUAAAAAUUAUCAGGGUUAUCUUACAGAUAAAAUCUAAGGAUGGCAGAAAGAAAGCCUUCUCCACCUGCUCAUCCCACCUCACUGUUGUCUCUAUGUUCUAUAUAACGGCUUUAUCAGUGUACAUGAUGCCAUCAUCAGAAUACUCCAAUGUCCUAGAACCAGUGUUUAGUAUAGUGUACUCAAUUGUCACUCCCAUGAUGAACCCUCUGAUAUACAGUCUACAGAAUAAAGAAGUGAAAAGUGCUGGGCAGAGACUUCUUUGGGGAAAACAAAGUAUUGAACAGUGA